Xiphophorus hellerii (green swordtail) is the source of this 3232-nucleotide messenger RNA. It is a transcript of the gene rad51ap1, whose product is annotated as RAD51 associated protein 1. The record is from RefSeq and is a predicted model, not a curated record. Gene Ontology annotation, biological process: double-strand break repair via homologous recombination; interstrand cross-link repair. Bases 1996 to 2940 code for a protein of 314 amino acids. Lineage: Eukaryota; Metazoa; Chordata; Actinopteri; Cyprinodontiformes; Poeciliidae. Gene Ontology annotation, molecular function: single-stranded DNA binding; double-stranded DNA binding. The transcript is spliced from 10 exons.
CAGUGAGGCAUGCUCAUUGCAGCUAUUGUGAUAUUGUCAUAAACAGAAUGUAAACAUCUAUACAUUGUUUACAUUCUACAAAACUUCCAACACUUGCGAUUAGAAGUGUUGUAACAGCAGUGUUUGCAUGACUCGGAGGGAUAUUUUAGUCCCAGCUGUAGGCAGCGCUGGAGGAGUUUAGGAAUGUGUGACCACAAGACCUUUUGGCCCCAGCCUGCUUGUCUUCCUUCCCUGUCUGGGUCCGAAGAUACGGACCCUGGCGUCCCCAAGCCUCUGCUUCAGGUCCACUGUGUGACAAACCACAGCCGACAGCCACCCACUCACAAAGGGGAAAAUGACAACCUUCGGUAGAGCAGCUGCUCUCUUGGAAUGGCUGUAAAAAUGGACAGAUUUCAUUUUUACCCCACUUCAGAAGGAGCAGGGAUUGUUUCCGGCCCAAGUGUGGGCGAGUGGGCAGCUGAGGACGUGUCAAGCUCAUGUCAAUCAGCCAGUAGAGACAAUGAGCGCAUCGGACCCACACCGCCAUCUGCUGGAGAAACUGCGUCAAGACGCUGCAACGAUCCAUACCCUGACCCCUGUCCAGAGUUCAUGAUGGACCCCACCUAUCGCCUAAUGACCGUAAAAACCCCCAGGGACCCUGCAUCCACAGGUAGAGGCGGAUUCUUCAGUAUUAUUAAAAUUGAUGUCUAAUAUGUCCAAAUUUGGUAGAAAAUGCACAGGCUUAUAAUAAAAUAUCCUUAAUUUUGUUAGAUGACUGUAUUUAAACUGUUUAAAGACACGUGACUAUAUUUUAAGUAAAUUAUGUUAUUUUUUUAACUUUGGCUCCCCACACACUUCCACAUGUGAGCUUGUGCAAACUUAUGUUUGGCAGCAUGGUACUGGAAGUGUGGGAUGAGUCAUUUCUAGGCUUUAUUGGCCAGUGUUUCAACACAUCCUCAUUUUAAUUUAUUCUAAGUAGUAGGAAACAGCAAAAAGAAGAUACUGUUGUAUAUAUUGUUUUUAUUGAGAUCUAAAAAUAUGAUUUUAGUGUUAAGUUAAUUUAAAUAGAUGGAUUUAUUUUAUGAUUUUAGCUGAGGAAAAACAUCAGUGUGUAGAUUUAAUAAGAUAUCUAGAUGGUAAGAAAGCAUUAGUGACAAAAUGUUUAUAACACUGUGCAGUCUUUCAUGUUAGAAAAGCUGGCAGUCCAUCUGUAUUAAACAACACAUUUUGAAUAAAAAAUGGAUAAGAGAACAUUAACAAUUGCCUGAAAACACUAUAUUGUCUUCUGACUAAAGCCAUAUUACUUAUUAGAAGUCAUAUUAUGACAAGAAGUACCAUGAAGUACAUUAAAAAUAUGUCCUAACCUGAUACAAUAAAUAAUGUUUUAAUACCAAAAUACAAUAAAAAUGUGUUACUCAUUUAUAAUUUUACGUGGAAUCAGCUAAGAAAAUAUAAAUAUAGCUGUAUGACGGUGUGUGUUGGUCCAAUAUUCAGCGGUUAUGCAAAGCUAUAGGCACAAAUUUACCUUUCCAAUAUGGCGGCGUCCCUUACGUUCAAAACGACUGUUGACGCCAGCACGUACGUCAAACAAAGCAAAGAAGCAUAUUCGUCACUUAAUUUGCUAAUAAAAAUAUAGCUUUAUUUCUUUAUUAAUAUUAUUUUGUGUAUUUAUACAGUUUUGUUUAUUUAGAAGAAAAACAAACCGAAAAAAAUAAAAAUCGUUGAAGGUAGAAACGAAUCAGCGCGGGUGUUUCGUCAUAUUGGUCAACAAAACGUCACUUCCGGUGUGAUCCGGCGGGCUGGAUGAAAGCAGGAAAGGCGAGCUACGACAUUACUUAACUAAAGCUGAAAUUGUUUUUAAUUAGAAAGUAAGAGUAAAGUUUUAAGUAGCCUGAGGUUAGCUUCUUCGGACACAUUUAGCAUUAGCGUACUGUCACUGCAGCUGUUCGUGUUUAUAAACCAGCCGUUAAUGUUUCAAGAAUAAAAACAAAAUUUAGCUUCAUAUUUACUCUGGACAUGGACCGACCAUCCCGGAAGACGAAAGUUGUGAACUACUAUGAAAACAAAGAUUUGGAUGAUGAUGAGGAUUUUGCCUGUUCGAAAGCACCGCCCAGCAAAAAGGCCAGAGAGGAAACGAAACACGAACAGAAGAAACCUUCAGUCAGGUCCUCCAGCCCAGAGUCAAACCCAACAACAGCUCAGAGCGAGAAGAGCAGAAAACCGCUGGAUGAAAAGUUGUAUGAAAGAGAUCUUGAAGCAGCCAUCACGCUUUCUUUACUCAAUAACUCAGACGGACUAAACGAUUCUCCCACCACAAAUGUUAAAGUUCAAAGCCCUGUCGAUGAAAACACAGAUCCAGCUUCUUUGCUUCUGUCCAACUGCAGCGUGGACGGAGCAGUUUUAGGCCUUGAUGAAAUCACAUCAGAGAAAGCAUCACCAGCUGCCAGACAAAGGAAGACCUCGACUAAAGCAGCUGAGGUGCAGAGAAAGAAGGACGAAGAUGAAGAUGAAGACUACAAACCCAAACUGACUCCAGAUUCAGAGAGCGAUGAAGAUUUCAGUGAGCCUGAGGAGAGCGAGGAUGAGGAGUUUACAGUGAAGAAAUCCAGCAAGGCUAAAAGGAAGGAAAAAGUGUCCAAGAAAGACAAACCCAAGCCAAGUCCCGCUCCCAGAAAAGAAAAGAAACAAUCAAAACAAUCUAAACCACAGGCUGCAGUUUCCAGAAGUCCCCCAGCAGCCAAACUGGUUCCCAGUAAGCCAGCUUCAUUCAGUGUGAAGCCUGUGAGCUCUGUGAGUCCAGCAGGGGGCAGAAUACCCAAGUGGAACCCGCCAGCUCAGGUCGGUAAAAGUCCGACCUCAUCCCUGACGCCGGCUGUGAAGUCUCCCAGUGCCGGGCUGAGACUGGGACUGUCCCGCAUGGUCCGGGUCAAACCGCUCCACCCGAGCGUCACCAGUCACUAACAGAUAAUCUGUCAAUGUUUUUAAUCCCGUUUGACCUCCGUCUCAAUUGUGAUUCUUUUCAGUUUGAAUUAGUUCAGAAUGAAUCUUUUCUUUCGUUACAUUUCCUUAUAUUCUCUUUUUUUUGUCAUUUUGAAAACAUUUUACUCAUCUUUAUAGUUCUUGUAUAUUCUGUACAUAAACAAAAAAAAAUAAAGUUUAAAAGCAUUUAUCUUUUCACACUGGAUCAUUUUCAGAGAUGCACAUCAUUAAAUACUUAAAAAAAAUUUUUUUAUCUGUUUCAAGUGAGGAAGAG